AUGUCACAGUCUUCAGCGGUUUUGCUAGAUGCGACUUCUGUUGGUACAGCUUCGCAUCCGUUGUCUCCACAGAGUAAAAACAAUGCAGCACCUCGUUUGCAAUGCAAGUUCUUCUUAACCCAGAAAAAAAGACGCUGCGGCAUGACACGCAAGGCUGAUUUGGAAUACUGUUCAGAACACUUGAAUCUUGUGAACCAUGAAGCUGGGUCAGGGAAAGGUCGCCGGAUUGCAUGUCCCAUCGAUCCACGUCACUCUGUUUGGGAAAAGGACGUAACACGACACAUUCGUAAAUGCAACACUGCGAAAAAAAACGUUGAGCCCGUGGAUUGCCCCUGGUACAAACUGAAUUACAAUUGGAAAUCUCCAAGUCCGGACGUUUCUCCCGAUGCCGUUGAAAAUGCGACCGUUUUGCAAGCAAUUAGUGUCCUGAACCAAUGUCACGACGAUCGUUUCAUUGAUACACCACUGCCGUUGGUGGUCAAACGCAACGAGUCCGUCGAAUCCCAAAGAUUCCCGCAGCUAUCAGGAUUUAAAAAACACGCACUGCAGCAGUCUUCAUUGAUUCAGCAUUUGAUCGAGAAUUUAAUGGCUUCCACUACACACGGCACUAAUUUCAUAGAGUUUGGAUGUGGACGUGCCGAGUUUUCCCGCUACGUCAACCGCGGAUUGUAUGACAAUCAUUCCCAGACCAAAAACCUCCCGCAAUCCAAAUUCAUACUCAUCGACCGGGCAUCAAACCGCAUGAAAUUCGACUCUAAAUUCAAAGACGAUUAUGACGAGCUGUAUUCGAGCGACAACGUCACAGAAUCGCGUGUCUACCCAGUGAUAGAACGCAAAAAAAUUGACAUCAAGGAUUUUUACAUCGACAACUUGCUACACGGUGACGAUCGACCCGCGGUAGCGAUUUCGAAACAUCUGUGCGGAGUGGCUACGGACUUGACCAUUGCCUGUUGUCUCAACAGCGAAGUUCUGCAUCUCAAGCAGAACAAACUUCGCGGCAUGGUCAUCGCGAUGUGCUGCAGACACGUUUGCGAUGCCCAGCAGUAUGUCAACCGGCCGUUUAUCGAAGACAUGCUACUAGACAAGGCUCCCAUUUCUUACUCGGAUUUUUUCAAUUCCUUGAAGAAGAUUGCAUCAUGGGCCGUGUGUGGUCGUAAACCUGGCACUUCGGACAAUGACGUUGGCAACCAUUUCACCGAUCUUCCUGUUUGUGAGCGUGAAAAGCUGGGUGAAAAGGCUAGAAGAAUCAUAGACGAAGGCCGUGCAGAAUACCUACGACAGAACGGUUAUGAAGCAACACUGGUCAAAUACAUUGAUCCCGAAGUAUCUCUCGAAAACGUUGCCAUGAUAGUUAACCGACUUUAG
Lachancea lanzarotensis is the source of this 1365-nucleotide messenger RNA. It is a transcript of the gene TRM13, whose product is annotated as LALA0S05e04852g1_1. Bases 1 to 1365 code for a protein of 454 amino acids. The record is from RefSeq and is a predicted model, not a curated record. Lineage: Eukaryota; Fungi; Ascomycota; Saccharomycetes; Saccharomycetales; Saccharomycetaceae. Gene Ontology annotation, biological process: tRNA methylation. The transcript has a single exon.